AACAUACAGCAGAGAGAGGGAAAGGGGUGUCACGGAGAGUCUACGUUGGCUGGGGACGCUGUUUUGCACUUGUCACAGCUUAGGAGCCUUUCGAGAGUGUUCUCAGGUUCCAAGAUGGUCUAAAUCCCAAAGUGACCUUUUAGUGGUCCUGAGGCAUUCCCCAGUGACAUCAGUGGCUGCGUAUUGCUUACAUCUAAAUAAAAUACUCUGUGAUUUCUGUGUAGCUUGCCCUAGCUGUUUCUACGUUUUCAAGGGCACUUAACUCAGGUGGCAUUUCAGCCCAUGGUUUGCAGCAAUUGACAAGGAAGUCUGACACUUGCUGCUGAUGGAAUGAUUUCCUGCAGGCAGUCAAAGGCCACAGAUGGGUCGUUUCUUAAGCUCAUUAGAUUUCAGACUUGCCGUUAGACAAACACCCUUUUCAAUAACCACAGUAGCUAUGACUUAAGUGUCAGGUACCUUGCUACCUGCUGCAUGUCCCAUUGAAGACUCAGGACCCUGUGAAGCAGGUGCUCUUACCCCCAUGAGGAAACAGAGGCCCAGAGAGGUUGAGUAACGGGCCCAAAGUCACACAGCUGGGUAAUGGCAGGACCGAAAUGCCAAUGUGGGCAGUCUGCACACAGAGCCUCUGCUCUCACCCACUGGGCCAGAGUGCCUGGGCCCUGGGCUGAUAACGCCUCAAGUUUGGAGGCAUUUCUGGUUCAUGGAAACCUCUGGAAGAUCAUGGAGCUCCAUGCCAAGGAUAGAGUAGGGGAUGUUGGUGGAGGUGGCCUUGCAUGUGGGGAGAAUGUGCUCGAGAGGCUGCUCUGCAUGACCACCUCUUACUGAUUGUCCCAGCACUACACCCCAAAGAAGGAUUGCAGAGCUCAAACCCUGGGCACAAACCAGGAUGGGUGUCCCUGUAGACGUCGGUCAAGGAAAGUAAGCCGUGGGUGAGGCCAGUGGCUAAUACCCUGACACGGCAUGCCCGGGAAGGCAGAUGGUGUAUAACGGGUCUGUCUGUGCGGUGAGGGGCAUGGGUCCAGGCUGAGGAGAGGCAGGAAGAAGGCUGCCUUCUCCUCCGCAUCAAUCUGCCAGGUGGUGGUGGGUCACCUAGCUAACCCAUUCACCCAAGCAGCAACCUGCCAUGUGCCUUCUGGUGACCAACGGCAUGGCCACGUUAGGGUCUCUGAGGAGGACCUGGCUGUGACAGCAUGAAAAGGAUGAUGUGACGGUGCCCUUGACCAUGGAUGCCCGUCCUGGACUUUGCUGAGUGCUUAAAAGCACAAAUCCGUCUUAUUCAGAGCCCUCAAGGCCAAUGGACUCCGAGAAUGAGCUCUGACCUUCUCUAGUUGGUACGCGAGUGUAGGUCUGCAAACCCCAGGAGGCUGAGGACAAGAGAACUCAUGGUUUGCACUGAAUGUUUGGCUUGUUACUUUAAACCCAUAUACGAGUGUCCACUUUCGCAGUGAGAUGACUGUGUGUGGACCAGAAUGUUGGUGUGCUCACAGGUCAUUGUGGGGCCUGGCUCUAUAUUAGGUCCCUUGCUGGUUAUGUUGUGAUGUCACCCCAAGAAGCAUGAGCCCCUUUGUGAUGUCCUGAGCUGCAAUGUUAUCAAGGGGCACUGCUGGCCACGCUGCCCUCUCAUGUGCACAUGACGGAAGGACAUGCCGCCACUUAGUACAGCUAGAGAGGAGAAAAGUCAUCCAACAGGCCAGGGGCCCGACAUCGGGAUGACGCCUUUUCCUCCAGAAACAAGGGCUCCCGCAAUUGGCUCAGAGAGCUACGCUCCUCCAGUAGAUGUCUCACUCACCCUGACCCAGCUGGUGUCAGCUGGGCACCCUGACUUCAGGCUGCUGCUUGAAGAAAUUGCUUUCCAAGCUUUGCACGAAGAGCCUUGGUUCAAAAGGCCUUGCACGCCUGUAUGCCCUAUCAGGGGAGAAGGCAGUCUCCUCUCUCUGCUCUUUCCUGAGAACUGGACAGUCGUCCACAGCAAUCAGUUUGCAUCAACUUGGUGGGCCGCUGGUGGGACGUGCAUAGGUAUCGAUGAGAAACUGUUUCGAAAGGAGAUUUUGGAGAGAGAUGGCCCAAACAAAGUGUUUGAAACAGACCGUAUGAAGAGUUUCAUCUGUCAGAUUAACCUCGGGCCUGGAUUGCCGUUGCUAGUUGCGAUCAACUCCUUUGUGACUUGGAGUUUCUCUUUCUCUUUAAAUGUUGAACCUCAGUUCCGGUUCGACUACAGUCCCUCGUUUAGGAGAGACUGCCCUCACCUUCUCGUGAGGGUGAAGAGGCGAGCAGGUAUUAAACCUGCACCGAGGCUGAUGGAGAGCAAGCCCAAAGCCCUGAGGAUUCCUCAGCACCUACAGCCACUGAGCCACAAGACGACCUCCCAGACUCUAAGGAGCACAACCAGGAGACUCCGAUCGACUGAGAACUUGACAACCCUACCUCUCAGGUCAGGAGUGACUCUGCCCUUCCAGCCACUCUUGGGACGGCAGCCAAGCCCACCGUGACAGAUCCCAAUGUUGCCAUAGACCAGCCGGGCCGAGGCCAGCCUGAGGGCACCCAGGCUCCCGUCGUUCUCAUGGCAGACAUCGCCAUGCCGGGUGAGUGCCCCUGGUCUGUUUCACCUUGCCUUCCAUCUGGAUGAAUUUCUGUGGGCCUGUGGUGGCCUUGCAGCCAUGCCUCCUGGGUUCCUCAUUGUGCCAACCACGCAGCUCCCUGUGGCCGGAUGGCUGCCUUUGUGCCACCCCUGGAUGCCCGUCGUGGCUGCUGCACCUGCCACCCCCGUGAUUGUGACUCCUCAUCCCCCGAGUCUGUUCCACUGCUGUCCCGACUGCCAUUGUUUCCCAGAAUACCUGCCACCUGCUGACAGUCCCCCAGAGUACCCAGACCAUGCAGACUACAACAGAUAAAGGCAGUCAUUUUGUCACAAAUGUGCAGGUCAAUAAAAAGUAUGAGGGAAUGAGCAACUUUCUGCUGAACAAAAGCGUUCGUCGCCUCUGUCAUGUUUCUUUCUUGGCAGUUGAGGACUGCUCGGAUAUUCUCUGCUGGCAUGGGAAAGAACUGAACGUCCCACCACUCCUGGCAUAAGGCAGGCACCUAGGAGACACUCACGUGAGCCCCUCAGACACUUUUCAUCCACUUUGAAGUGCUUGACAAGUACAAGAACCAAGCGUCGGUGGCCUAAUGAUCACAAUGGCACUGCUUUCCUGGCCGUCCAGACACAACUUUCUGUCAUGUCGGUGCCUUUGUCGAAGAGGAUCUUCAUCUCACAGAGGAGAAGAGAUCCAGUCUCACCUUGUAAGAGGACUAACAAGUGCCCUCACUGUUCUGUGACAAGCAGACAUGGAGCAGACAGUCACGGCCAGACUCCCACAGGUGUCACCUUAGAGGGGGCUCCUCAGCGUCUGCACCACAGGAUCAACAAUCGGCUUUUACUGCACGUACUGGAUCUGGUGACUUCUCGGUUUUUCUUCCCUUUUGUUUGUUUUUUUUCCUUCUUUCUUUUUUGAGUUAAACAUUUCAAGGGUGUCAUGUUUCAAUUUAGGGAGAAACCUCUGGUUGCUGGAGUGUGGGCUCAUAAUACAUGCCCUUGUCGAUGAGCCUCUUUAAAGAGUGUUUGUCUUCGGGAGCAUAAGAAAUACACUUCCAUGUUCUUGCUGUAGAAAUAAUCGGGUGUAGACACCAGAAGAGCUCUGAAAUCAGGUGGAGGGGAAAGUGCAAAUGGCGAUCCAGCAGGACCAAAAGACACCGCUCCCCCCUCCUUGUUUUGAUCUGACAGCAGGUAGACAGUCCCGUGAGGAGGGGGAAGCCUGGUAAGAGAAUGCACACGUGGCAGUGGAGCUCAGGAGGACUGGCAUCCUGGGUCUAGCUCUGGUCUGCGGUGAUUCUCCCUGCCCCACCCUGCUCACUGAGAAAUCCACACUCACACAUGGGUGCUCAUCCCCUUUCCAACAUUCGUUCAUUUGGGACUCCUUGGCUUUUAAGAAGUACCUUUUUCAUCUUUACCUUGGACUUCCAUGGGUCUCCUGAUCUUCAAUCACACGGAGAUGCUGCUGUCUAAGAGCCACUUACCUAUAAAGUUAGGCCCAUGUGAGACUUGCUUACAUGUAAGUCUACAUAGAAAGGGGCAGAUGUGCAGGAUUGUACUGUUGAAUUAUCUGCCUUUCGAAAAGGGCAUGGUUUUAUUUACAAAAUCUGGACGGCAUGAUGUCAGUAACAGACCAGUUCCGUACUUCAUUCCUACGGCUUACUCAUGUCUAGAUUGUGAACCUCACAUCUGUUAACUGUUAACUGAAACUGGCUGACCUUGAGGCCUUCUGGGCUAGGGCAGAGGCAGCAUUCUAAGCUCACCCACAAGUCAAGGGACCCUGAAAGGCUUUCAUGGGCUGGGCCAUGACAGCCAAAUAAAGUCUUGAAAUCAACUCGUGCUAAGGGGACCAGAGGAAGGACCAGGCUGGUCCAGAGCCCUGGAUUUUACUUUUGUUCCCAGGGCAUCACAGGUGACAGUGUCUAGGAAAGUGAAAAUGCAGUUCAACCAGAAAGGGUUGCCGAGAGUGGGCUGCAUAGAAUGUGCUCCAAAGUACAUAAAAUGUGACAUCUGAUGCGUAAAGUCGAAGAGCCAGAUGAUUUUGGUGAUGGCAGACUCACUUCCCACAAGGCAUUGCCCAAGCCUCCUCUAGCUCAGGGGUCAGCUCUGUUCCCCAGUGCACCCCCACCAUCUCCUCUAGGUUCCUUUUUUCUCAGUCCCUUCUUGGGUGAAGUUGUCUACAGCCAAACCAUGACCGGAGGGAGGGUGGAAGUGUCAGAGGCUUUAACCCACUGAAUGACCAACCCCAGGAAAAAGAAACACUGUCAUUAUCUGUCCUGUAGUGCAUCUUCUGGAAAUGUGCACACCUCCUUCUGCCUGUGUGCCCGUUAGGGAUGGGGACAAUUAUGUCCACAGUCAUUGUGAUGGUCGUCAUAUGAAACAGGGGACACCCAUGCCAUAGGGACCACCCGGGUGCUCUGAGUCACUGCCCCAAAGAUGGAUAUUGGUGGUCACGUGGUUAUAGAGCAGUGGAGGGAGCAGCGAUUUGUGAGAGAGCUUUCUUAGGAGAGCUGAAAACUGGUUCCCCAGUAAAGCCAUAGAAAUUCCCACAUAAGUCCCCAAGGAGAGUGCUACUCACCUAGGGUGAUCCCCCUCCUGGGGACAUGUGUCAAGGUCUGGACAUAGUUUUGGUUGUCCCGACUAGGGAGGUGGGGAGGGAAUGCUACUGACAUCUGGAGGGCAGAACCCAGGGAUGCUGGUAAAUGGGCUCCAGUGCCCAGGACAGCCCCCAUGCAAAGCAUGAGCCAGCCCCCGAUGCCCACGGUGCCACUGUGCAGAGCCCCUGUCCUAGAACGCCACUCGCAUGUCCUCAUCUCUCAACCUAGCUCCUCAUCCUUCCACCAGAUCCAGGUCACGAGGCCUCAGUUUCCAGGCAGGAUCAAGGGAAAAGCAUUCAUGCUCCCCUUCCAUAGAAACACGAGUUGAAAUGUCCGGGUAAACACGAUGACCGUUCAGGCAAAAAUGUGACAAGUUCAGGUGUCCGGGGUGGUAGAAUCAAUGGCACUAAUAGGGACUUUAUUUCAGGGAAGUAUUGGGGCUCUUUAAGGCACAGGCUGACAGCACAUGAACAUUUGAAAGACCCCUCAGCUCUUAGGAAACAGCUAAAUGGCAGGUGGCAAGGAAACAUUAGUUUCUUUGUUCUUAGCUAAAUUUCCUAAAUGCUUAGAUUCUUCUCUUAAAUUCUUCAACUCUUAAAUUCUCAGUUCCUCAGCUAAAUUUAAAAAACGAGUUGACAGUACAACAACGUCAAGCAUUUGGAGCACACUGGGCCUAGCUUGUGGUGACUGACACUCGCCAGUGUUCGGGUGAGUGAGCUCUCUGUGGAGGACAACUGUUGCGGGGUUGGUGUGAACCUUUACGAGGGUCUCGUCCACGUCCACAACCAAGCAGAGUCUCUCUGGCCUGGAGACAAGGUGCAGAGACAGGCCCCAGUUUACCACCUUUAGACUGCAGGAGAACCUCAGCCAUGGGCAGAGGAGGGGGCCCACAUUGCCAGUGACAGAUCUCCCAGAUGGGGCCUUGGAGGUCUGGGCCAGUGUGCUCGCCCCCGGACCCCGUGCAAACCCCCCAGCGGGGGAGCCUCUUCCCACAGAGUGGUCCUGGCGAAGUCUGAGCUGCUCUUCGGGAGCACCCCAACUGCUCAAGCACCUCUAACAUCCGUGCUGGUGCUGGGAUCCUGCAAGGAGAGCUGGGGACCAGGCCAUUGCAGGGACAGGAGUCACAGGGCUCAGCCGGGCCCCAGGUGAAUCUCACUGCUAGCCUCCCAGGAGCCCCGGUGAAGGGGUGCAGCGCAGCCACGUGCCCACCUCCUAGGCCUCUCUCCUCCCCUCUGACAGGGGCGUUUAGAACCAGGCCACUCCCGUGUUCUUGCAUCCCCCGAGAGCACCUCGUGCCAUCAUGUACAGACAGGGCCAGGGAAAUAGUCUCGCCAGACUACUAGGGAGGAAAGGCCCCAGGGGAUUUGUCCUCUCACCCUCCCAAGUGCAGCGGGAGACUCAAGGCUCGGCGUCAUGUGUUCUUGCUGACAGAGGCUUAUGCAAGUUGAGACUGCCUACGUUCUCAUCCUUCCUCCUGACCACCUGUUCACAUAUUAGUACCCUCCCUUCCUGCCUCAGUGAGUGUGAGGAGCACAAGUGAGGCAGAAGGCACCAGGGUGAUACAAACGGGAAGAAUUUUCCCCCACGACAGAUGUGGGAGCCUGGGCUGAAGCCCUGCUGGGCCCUGGGCCAGAGCAAGAAGUUUGUUUUGGAAUCUUUAAGUAGCACGUCUGUCGACAGCGGCCCCCUAUUCCACCCUGAAGGGGAGGCUUCUGUCCAGCCAAUUGAAGCUGGUAUUGUCAGCCUCUCGGAUCCUCAGUAGACAGGCAAAUACCACGUCACCUCACUGGCCUUCCUGGGUAGGGCAGCAGUGAAUACUCACUAGGAUAGCUGACACUUAAGCCUGUGACAGCUGAAACUUGUCAGUUUUACCUUUUUCAUAGGCACGCUUCUGAGACCUUGACACACCUUCUUGCUGUCAAAAAGAGGAGCAUCUGUACACCACGUCCUCACUCCUUAUUGACCUGGGACCUGCACAACAAAUGCUCACUUUGCUGUGGGUGAUGAUGGUUCAGGGAUCCCCUCAGCAGCCACUGAGACACAUCAGCAUGCUGCCCUGAUCGUCAGCCCAGGGUGCUAGACCCUUCCAUCAGCUGCUGCCACGCUUCCCUCAGUGGCUGGCUGUUCUCAUACAGGAUGCAGCGUGGCCUCUGAGCUCCCAGCACAUCGUCUACACAGAAUUGACUGACUAAGCUGUCACUGUUCGAUGGGGACGUUCUGGAAAUGCACUGGGUCCCAGCUAGGGGUGACACUCCUAAGCCUGUGCUGAAAUUAAUAAAAGGAACCUUAACUAAAGUGGAGUCAGGAACACCUGAAUGGGGAGCUCUCACACCCUAUCGUACAUCCUCAAUUACACCAAACAAGAAGAGACAUCUGGCUUGCAUCUCGGACAGGAAGUAAAGCUACUUUACUACUGAAGGAAGAUUUCUCUCCCCACCCAGCAACAGCCCAGCCAAUGAGAAAUGCUGCAGCUCAGCCAAUGAGAAGCCAUUGCCGCCCUGAACUAUUAAGUUCCCCCAAUUGACUUUCCUUUGCGAAACCCUCCCCUGCUUUUUCUCUAUAAAAGCAGCUCCCCUCCUUGGUUUUCCCGACGUGCCUAUGGUUCCCCAUGGCAUGCCCUUCCUGAAUUGCAAUUCUUUUGGCUAUUUCCGAAUAAACUCUGUUUGAGAUAAAAUAACA
Equus caballus (horse) is the source of this 7845-nucleotide messenger RNA. The record is from RefSeq and is a predicted model, not a curated record. Lineage: Eukaryota; Metazoa; Chordata; Mammalia; Perissodactyla; Equidae.